Messenger RNA from Drosophila simulans, 1726 nucleotides. Its product is annotated as antigen 5 like allergen Cul n 1-like. The coding region runs from base 19 to 948 and encodes 309 amino acids. The transcript has 3 exons. NCBI's taxonomy places the organism in Eukaryota, Metazoa, Arthropoda, Insecta, Diptera, Drosophilidae. The record is from RefSeq and is a predicted model, not a curated record.
UUCAAGAAGAUUGUGAAGAUGUGGAGUGGUCCUUGCGUUGCAGCCGGGUUGCUGUUGUUAUUCGGUGUGAAUAUUGUCUUUCUGCUCCCAGAAUCCAACUAUUGUCAUAUAAAAAACUGCCCAGCGGAUAAAAAACUGCCACAUAUUGGCUGCAAUAGCAGUGGGAGCUGGUCGCCAAAGUGCGGAAAAGAGCCAAAAAUCAUCGACGUACCCAAUCAUAUACAAAAGUUCAUUCUACACUAUCACAACACAUAUCGCGAUAUUGUUGCCGGCGGCCAAUUGCACAGGCUACCCAUUGCAGCUCGUAUGCUUAAGUUGAAGUGGGACCACGAUUUGGCUUUUUUGGCUUCAAUCUUGGUAAAGCGUUGCGAUCUCCAACCCACAGACCACUGCAUAUCCACGGAAGAGUUCUCGUCUCCAAGCUACCAUGUGGUAUAUAACAAGUUCAAGGCAAAGCAGGAUACAUUCAGGAUUGUUCGAUCGCAGCUGAAUGCGUGGUAUGAUCAGUACAAGAAGGUUUCUGCAUCCAGUCUAUUUGGUGGAUUUUCCACUGAUAAGAAGGAGAUUGGGCACUUUCUAAGGAUGAUCGUGGGCCCCAGUAACCGAUUGGGCUGCGCCAUAGCUAGUACCGAAAAAGACGGAUGGACCCAUCAAUGGCUAGGCUGUCUGUACAGCUGUUCACCCCAGAAGAACCCUCUUCUAUACGAGUAUUCCGGAAAACCGGGAGAAUAUUGCACCACUGGGAUUAAUGGCAUAUUCCAAAAUCUAUGCAAUGACACUGAACCUGUGAAAGACUGCUUGCACUCUGAACUAUUCAAAACAAUAAUCACCAAUGACACUACAUCAUUGAUCAGGGGCAUGUUGAAUAGACAAACUCAAGCCAGAGCAUUAUGGUUCUUAUUGCCUGUUAUUGUUACAAUUGCUGAAGUCGUUGCACGAAAUGUAUAAGGCAGAAGAAUUUCUUUCCGAUCGACAAAGUAUGUAUAUCCUUGAUCAGGAUCAAUAGAAUGGUCGAUCUGGACAUGUCCGUCUGACCGUAUGAACGUCGAGAUCUCAUUAACUAUAAAAGAUAGAAGGUUGACACUUAGCAGACAGAUUCUAUAGACAAAGAGGCAGCGCAAGUUUUUUGCCCAUGUUGUCACGCCCACUCUAACGCCCACAAGCCGCACAAAACUGCCGCGCCCACAUUAUUGAACCAUUUUUCGACAUUUUUCUUAAUUUUAUUAGUCUUGUAAAUUUCUAUCGAUUUGCCAAAAAAAAUUUUUGCCACGCCCACACCAACACCUUUGCAUUAACACUCGCUGAGUAACGGGUAUCUGAUAGUCUGGGAACACGACUAUAGCAUUCUCUCUUCUUUUCUUGGUGAUAUCGUAACCCCCAAUGGGGCAAUAGUUUCAUAUUCGAUUCCAGAAAAGGUAAAAGAGAUUAGAGCUUUCCUUGGAUUCAUCGGUUAUUAUCGUAAAUUUAUCCCAAAUAAGACAAAAAAAAAACGUGCAAAGAGAUGUGCAGAAAACUUUGACUACAUAAAAGCAUCCAAAAAACUUAAAGCAUUAAUAAUUAGAGAACCAAUUCUUUAAUAACCCAAUUUUGAAAAAAAUGUACCUUAACUACAGAUGCAAGUAAUUUAGCCAUUGGGGCAGUACUUUCUCGAAAUGGUUAUCCUAUAUCCUUUAUUAGCAGAACACUUAAUGAACACGAAUUAAAUUACAGCCCUUUUGAAAACGAA